UCCAACGCAAGUCGGAAGCUCGAUUCAAACAAACCAUUGACACAGCUGGGGGAAAGUUACAUUUCAUCAAAAGGUUUCACUCCUGAAAGAUGACUACGGGCCAAAUGUCAAGAAUUAUUAAGCAGCUUGGGUAUGAGAGAAUAAUAAAGGCGACUAAUUGUGGUAGAGUUAUCGUUCCUGGACUCGCGUAUACCAACUUCCAUGGAAACGCAUCUCCGCAUCCAUGGAGCGUGAUGGACAUCAUAGAUUCAACCCAGAUUUGUCUCAUACAUCCAACAGACGGCGGGGAGUCGUUUCUCGGCCUUCACCAGCUCUUCGGUGAAACUGAUGCGUUUGCAGUGACCGCAAAAAUCGACUUAAGCGAGCAGCUUCAUGACGAAGCUGUUGUGAAAGCCCCUCUGUGUACAGACACCACCGUCAGCAACGUCGGCAAAAGCACCAUCGUCAUGGACACAGUGAUGAAAUCCGGUUCAGUUCCACUGGUCAAGUAUCGAUGUAAUUCAAUAAUACUCGACAGAACCAGUAAAAAGCCUGUCGAGAUUCCCCAGCAAUGGAAGAGUACAUACGGGCACUUCUGCACAGGCGAGCCAUUGAGAUUCAGUGCUCUUGAGAGGCCAUCUGACCAAUCACGUGUAAGCAAUGUGUUUGCAGGGCAAGUGUCUUACAGCGACAUAGAUGCAAACCGUCAUGUUCAUUUUACCAAUUAUUUGAAAUAUUGCUGUGAAGGUUUAGUUAAAGUGCAGACAACCCAGUCUGGCUUAGGGUUGCAACCGUUAAAACUAAAAUCUGCUUUCAUGUGGUACAGAAAAGAAUGCAAUUUUGGAGAUGCCAUUGAACUUGACUUUUGGGAACAUGAAACUAAGCCAGGCGCCAUAUGUGUGGACAUGUUGAAAAAUGGGGGAAAGCGUUUUUCAGUGUGUACUUGAGCUGUACGCUACAAGUCGUAUUAACAGUUCACCGUGAAAAACAGGACUUAGAUAAUUUGAACAAAAUGUUAUUGCGAGGAUAAAACGUUACACCCAAGUAGGCAGCUUCGACCUGAGUGAGUGAGUAUUUACACUGCUUUCAGGAAUAUUCCAGCAAUAUCACGGCGGUGGACAUCAGAAAUGGGUUUCACACUUUGUACCCAUGUAGGGAAUCGAACCUGGAUCUUCGGCGUGACGAGCGAACGCUUUGACCACAAGGUUACACCACCCCACCCCACCCACUCACUGCCACAGGUGUAACAAAUGGAAUGAUUGAAUUAGUUAUAUUGCU
Haliotis rubra (blacklip abalone) is the source of this 1257-nucleotide messenger RNA. RefSeq lists its product as uncharacterized. Lineage: Eukaryota; Metazoa; Mollusca; Gastropoda; Lepetellida; Haliotidae. Bases 90 to 926 code for a protein of 278 amino acids. The transcript has 4 exons. The record is from RefSeq and is a predicted model, not a curated record.